AUGCUUUCACUAACCAUAGGCCUAUUGGGCUUCUGCUCGCAUUUUGUUCAUGCUGCUAUAGUCCCCGGGAAAGCCUUUGAUAGGUUCAUAAGCAUCUGGCUCGAGAAUCAGGAUUUCGGAAAAGUCGUUGCGGAUCCAGAUUUUGCAGACCUAAAACGAUUUGGUAUCUUGCAGACUCGAUAUUAUGCACAAACUCAUCCUAGUCAGCCAAAUUACAUCGCCGCCGUGGGAGGCGAUUACUUCGGCUUAGACCAUGAUGAGUUUGUUCGUAUUCCUUCCAAUGUCUCCACUGUCGUUGAUCUUUUUGAUGAAAAACGUAUUUCAUGGAGGGGGUAUUUCGAAGGAAACCCCGGUCCUGGUUACAUGGCGGAAGGUAGUUAUGAUAUUAACGGAAUGUGGGAUUAUGUUAGGAAACAUAACCCGUUCGUUUCCUACGAUUCUGUUAACAAGAAUGGGAGCAGGUUGAUGAACCUACUCUCAUUCGAAGAUUUCAAGAAUGAUCUUGCGGCUGGGACUGUCCCGCAAUUUGUGAUGAUGUCUCCGGAUAUGUUGAACGACGGCCAUAACACUACGUUGGACUAUGCAACUAAGUGGGCCCACAAGUUCCUUCUCCCGUUGUUAGUUGAUGGGGUCUUUAAGGAAAAGACUUUGAUUCAACUUACAUACGAUGAAACGGAGGAUUAUUCUAAGCCGAAUCGAAUCGUGUCCCUCUUACUUGGCAGUGCCGUUCCGAACAGUCUUAAAGGGACCGAAGACAAUACGUUUUAUACCCACUUCUCCAUUCUCGCCACCGCCGAAAAUAAUUGGGACUUGCCGAAUCUCGGAAGAUUCGACGUAGGCGCUAAUGUUUUUAAGCUUGUCGCCGAUGUGACGGGCUAUGACAACAAAGACCCAUCGAACAUAGCAACUGUGAAUAAUUCGGUAUCAUAUCCUGGUGCGUUCAACAGGAAUCACACCACUAGGUUGACGGCUAUCCCUCCACCAAACUUGCAGCUGGUCGGUGCCGGCGGACAGCCCGUCCUCAACCUCGUUCGCGAGCAUUGGAAGGCCAGUGCGAAUACCGACACACCUUACGAUGGAAGUGGUAGCGUUUACGACGGUGACCACGCACCUAUAUAUAAUCCGCAGGCACGGAAUGAUGUAAUAUAG
Annulohypoxylon maeteangense is the source of this 1149-nucleotide messenger RNA. Its product is annotated as putative acid phosphatase Pho610. Gene Ontology annotation, biological process: phospholipid catabolic process. The record is from RefSeq and is a predicted model, not a curated record. The coding region runs from base 1 to 1149 and encodes 382 amino acids. The transcript is spliced from 4 exons. Lineage: Eukaryota; Fungi; Ascomycota; Sordariomycetes; Xylariales; Hypoxylaceae. Gene Ontology annotation, molecular function: hydrolase activity, acting on ester bonds.